Molecule: messenger RNA, 1046 nt
Organism: Esox lucius (northern pike)
Lineage: Eukaryota; Metazoa; Chordata; Actinopteri; Esociformes; Esocidae
Gene: cltrn
Product: collectrin, amino acid transport regulator
Exons: 6
Coding region: 62-745 (227 amino acids)
Source: RefSeq, a predicted model, not a curated record
CCCUCCUCAUGUCUGACCUCUGGGAAUUUUACUGAGCUGGAAACACAGCAAAUUCUUAGCAAUGCUCAUAUGUUCAGAGAGGAUGUUUGGGAGAAUCUUGGUUGUGCUCUGUCUGGCAGGAUUACCUGCCCUGGCACAAAAUAUCUGCCAACCUGGUUCUGCAAAUGCCUACAAAGUGCGAAUCAGCAUCAAAACUGCUCUGAAAGACCAGGCUUAUGAUUGGAAUGAGAACGAAAUGUUCUUUUUCCGAGCGUCUUUGGCCUUUGCCAUGAGGACAUACUCUGCAAUAGAAACGUACAAUGUCGACAACAUUAUAGUGUGUAAUGAAACUCAGAGGGUGUCCUUCUGGUUUGUGGUGACAUCCCCAAGCAACCCCACUGUACUAAUAUCUAAGGCAGAUGUGGAGAAGGCUGUGAGGAUGUCAAGACGUCGCAUCAACAACGCCUUCCUCCUGACAGAUAAGACACUGGAAUUUAUUGACAUCAACCCGACGAUGGUCGCACCUGCCAUCCCUGCCACCCCACCCUGGCUCAUUGUGUUUGGAGUGGUUAUAGGGGCUGUGUUUACUGGAAUGAUUGCACUGCUUAUAUCCACCGUGCUUCAGAAGAGAAAGAAAGCAAAAGAGAUGACAGAAGAUAAGCAGGAUGAAGAGGACAGACAGGUGAAUGGACUGGAGAAUGGCACUGUCCUUGAUGGCACCUACAAUAGAGGAUUCAAAGAUGAUGAUUGCUUCACAAAUCUGUGAAGACUUCACCUGUAAGAUGCUGCUCAACAUCCUGGGGUAAACAAGCACAUGAUGAAAUAAGAGACAUUAAAACUUAGAAGUCCUAAAUAUUUUAAUGCACUACAGUUUAAAACCGCAGCAGCGAUGAGUAAAACAAAAAAAAUGAAUAGCAACCAGGGAAUAAAUUAAAAGAACAUUGAGACAUGUCAAUCCAACUGUUAUAACAAAGAUUUGUAUGUCUAGCAUUUUUUACAAACCUUACGAUCAGCGAUUGGGUUUCCUUUUUAAUUUUCUGGUAGAUUAUAUGGUGGCAUCUGGUGAA